GAUCACGGAACGAAGUUUGGCAUUCAGCGGCGGCGACAAAAUGUGUCGGACCGGAAGCGGAUGUGGACAAUGUUUUGAAUCGUAAUAGUUAACGUCGCACAACUGAAAAAGAACGCCUUAUUGACUUUUGGAGGUGAUUAGAAGGCUGCGAGAGACUGGAACGUUACAGAUGUUUGCUGUCUUUGACGAGGUACACGCUUGACUAAACAACUAAAGACACCAAAUAUCCGCUAACGUUAACAUUUGCGCUAUGAAUCCAUCCAAUCCGUUUGGGAGUCCACAAGGUGGAGCUUUCCAAGCUCCGAACAACUCUGGUUUGUUCCAGACAUUUGGACAGCAAAAUGCCAGUAAUCAGUCUCAAACUAUGGGCUUUUUUCAACCGUCAGCGUUCGGGCAGCCAUCUGUCCUAAAUCAGCCCUCGUCUCAUGGAAAUACCAUCUUCGGACAAGCUCCUGCCUUUGGACAGUCCUCUGCACAGCCUUCCUCACUGCCUACAAUAGGCCAGACUCCAGCAUUUGGACAGCCAUCUCUAGGAAUGAAUAGCUCUAGCUUUGGCAGCAACACAGCACCAGCUUUUGGACAAACUAAUGCCCCAAACCAGGGUUCAGUCUUUGGGCAGACACCAGCCUUCGGACAGAGUUCUGUGUUUGGACAGACGCAUGGAUUUGCCCAGCAAACCUCAGCUUUCAGCAAACAGCCAACAAGUUUUGGACAACAGCCAUCUAGGUUUGGAAAUUCUCAGAUGACCUCUGCUGCCACCACUGCCUUAGGGCAACCUCAGCCACUGACUUUUGGACAGCCAGCAUUUGGUCAGCCGCCAUGUACCAGUGCUGCCACUACUGUAUUUGGCACAACUCAAAGUGUCACCCAGGGCAGAACCUUUGGAUCGUCCGAGUUUAGUUUCAAACCAGCCAACGAGGCUCUUUUCAAACCUAUCUUUAGCGCCAGCCCUGAGCCUACUAACCCUCAGCCCACCUCACUGUCCAGUUCACCUUUUGGUAACAAGGCCAGCUCCAGCGUCGUGAGUAGCACCAGCACCACUACUGGUUUCCCUCUGUUGACAAGUGCUAAGUCUGGGCCUCUGGGCUUUAGCUUCUCACAGCCAGCUGCAGCCCCCUCGGCCUCUGGUCAAACCAACCCACUGACGACAGGCAGUAGCAGCAGUGCUACAAACAAUUUGCAGUUCACAUUUUCUCAACCGGCCACCCUGUCAAGUUCCAGCACUAAGGCUUCCGCCACACAGCCCACCACACCAUCAUCUUUCAGCUUUUCAGCCAAAGCUCUCCAACCUCAGACAGCACAGUUUUUUGGAGGAUCCAAUUUUGGACAGCCCAGUAAAGCUGAAACUAACACAGAUGAGAAAGUUAGUGACCUUGAGACUUUACAGGAUACAAAUAUAUUUGCACGAUUUACUAAAGCCAACAAGCGUAAGGAAGACCCAGAAGUGCCCAGCAAUGUCACAGAAAAACCUACCACUGAGGAUGAUAUACAACCAGAAACAGAUUCUCCAAGACAUCCUCCAAAACGGCCACUAAUGAGGUCUCGUGGCCCAAUUGCAGGCAUAUUCAGCAGAGCAGUAAGUGGCCUUCGAAAAGAUGGCACCAAGCCAGUAAAGCGAGACUCCACAAAGGAGAUGCCGCAGCAGGCAGUCAACCUGAAGGAGACAAAGACAGAGGAGGAAGUUGUUCAAACUCAGGAUGACAACUUAACUGUUAACCCACCCACUGUACAAGCGCUGACAGAUGGGUUGGAGAAAGCUGAAGGGUCAGAUCCAGUAACAGACCCAGAUCUAAACUUUGAAACCACAACUCCUGUGAAGCGAGGGGUACGCACGGAGAGCUCAGAGAGCUUCAGUGGUUUGUCGCCCACUGACUCCACCAUCAUUCACUGCAGGAAUGUGCCUCCAGCUCUUAACAAAAAGGAUAUAAUAGAGAAGCACUUUGCUCGUUUCGGCAAAGUCUGCAAGGUCCUCUGUCGGCCUGCCAAGAAUCUAGCUACAGUACACUUCAGUGAUCAUGCAUCAGCUGCAAAGGCCAAGAAGAAAGGCAAACACCUUCACAGACACGAACUUCUUCUUCUGUGGCAAAGAAAAAAGCAAAGUCCAGGAGAGAAAGGGAGCAGGCCUCCAGCAGAAGAGGAAGAGGCAAGGGAAGAAAGUCAGGAGGGCACAGACUCCAAAGCUGCUUCCUCUCCUCUCAGAAAACCUCAACUCAGAGGUCCUGCAGUGAGCAGCAUGGGGACCCUGAACCGCAGCUCACCUGUGAAGACAUCUUCUUCGGCCAAGUCUCUGCAGUUUGACAAUGAGCCCCAGACAGAAGGUAGCACAGAAACCCAGAGCUCAGAGCGCCCUGUUCCCAUCUCUCUCCUUCACAUGAUAGGCCAGGUGGCAGAGAACGCUGAGGAUAAGUACCGUCUCCUGGAACAGAGAGAUAAGAUCCUACGACAAGGUCGGCCUAAGAGGACGGACCUGAAUCUGUCUAAGGUGUUUGUGGGGACCUGUCCUGACAUGUGUCCAGAGAAGGAGAGAUACAUGAGGGAAACACGAAAACAACUUAGUGCAUUUGAGGUUAUCCCAAAUACUGAGUUGGUGGAUCAUACAGCAGCCAUCAAAGAAUAUAGUCGCUCGUCAGCAGACCAGGAGGAGCCUCUUCCUCAUGAGUUGCGCCCCCUACCUGUUCUUGGCAUGACCAUGGACUACCUGGUGACUCAGAUCAUAGACCAGGGCCAGGACAACUACCGAGACUGGUAUGACUUUGUCUGGAACAGAACCCGUGGCAUUCGUAAGGAUAUUACCCAGCAGCACCUUUGCUGCCCGCGCACUGUGAUGCUGAUUGAGAAAUGCACACGCUUCCAUGUGCACUGUGCACAUCAUCUCUGCGAGGAGCAUAUGUCGUCUUUUGAUGCCAAGAUCAACAACGAGAACAUGACCAAGUGCCUUCAGAGUCUCAAAGAAAUGUACCAGGACCUAGCCACUCGUCAAAUCUUCUGUCCACGGGAGGCAGAGUUUCGUCAGUACAGUGUGCUGCUAAGGCUCAACGAUGGUGACAUCCUACGGGAGGUGCAGCAGUUCCGGGACGAGGUCCGUAACUCUCCUGAAGUGAAGUUUGCGGUGCAGGCAUUCGCUGCAGUCAACAGCAAUAACUUUGUGCGCUUCUUCAAACUGGUGAAAAGAGCCUCAUAUCUUGCUAGCUGCCUCCUACACAGAUACUUCAACCAGGUCAGAGCCAAGGCCUUGAAGACCCUGAACAUGGCUCACACUGUCGGCCCACGGUCAACUGCAUUUCCUCUUGAGGAUGUGGUGCGGAUGGUAAUGUUCCGUGAUGCUGCAGAAGCAACUGACUUCAUUCAGCAGUAUGGCCUCAACGUCAGCGAUGGUAUCGUUGAGCUGAGUCGAAUAGCCCAUCAGGAGCCAGAGCUGCCACUAUCCCAGAAGAAGUCUGAGAUCAUUCUCGCAAAGAAAACAGUGUUGAUUGGAGAGGUGGUGAAUGGAGGCCCCCUUCCUAACCCUCCAAAGCACAUCCCUAUCUGCAGCUUCGACUUCCAGAACAAAUACUGCGGAGAGGUCACGCAGACUGAGCCUUCUUCAGCUGUUCCUGCCAAGGUGGAGGUCAAGGCACCACCCAACAUUGAGCUGCUUUCACAGCCCAUGCCAUCCAGAUAUGGAAGCAUUGUCAGUGGGUUAAUGUGUCCAGUUGUCAAUGAGGCAGGAGAGCCAAGUGAGCCUGCAGAUGCACAGCAGCUCUUUGCGAUAUCUGAACCUCAGCCUGAGAAGCCACCAUCACCUCCUACCAAACCUCAGCCGUUCUAUAGUGAUGAGGACAUUAUGGCUGAGCUCCAGUGCAUCAUCGAUGAGGUGGUUAAAGCAGAGGUGGGAAAGGUUGCUGAUGCUGGUAGCAGCUACGUCAAAACUGCUCUCAUAGAGAGCAGUGUCCAGCUGGACUCACUGUUGGGUGAGGUCCUGGGACAGAUGAUACAGGAGGCUUCAUCUGCGGAGAUCAGGUUGGAGCAGGAGCGCGUCGCUGAAGAAAGACGCAAGCUUGAGGAAGCCAGGAGGAGGCAGGAGCAUGAGGCAUUCGUGGCUCAAUUCAGUUUCUCUCUCUCCACUGAGAUCGUCCACGAAGUUGUAGAUGAAACCAUCAAGGAGACUGCUGCUGCUGAGAUCAAACAAGCAGUCAAUGAGAAAGCCCAGUGUGUGGCUAAAUGCACUGAGCAGGUCUGCAGCAGUCUAGUGGAAGAGACUUUGAAUGCAGACAUCAGUCUGUUGGUUGAAGAGAUCCUUGAUGCUGAGCUGCAGUGUAUCCACAAGUAUAUUAAAAGGUGGCGUGACGUUGUUGCAGUUCGCCGGCAGCUGAAGAGACAGAUGAGAGGAUUCCCUGCAGCUCCAUGCUGUGUUGACCCCUGCUUUAAACUCACUCUGGCUCCCAGCGCCCCUGCACAGCCCUCCAUAGCGGAUCUGACCCGAGGAUUAGUCAAUCUAGGCAAUGCAGGCACUUUGACCCUGUCUAGCACCAGGUUGCUGAAGAUGAGACGGGAAGCGACUCAUCAGAUGAGAGUUCAUUACUACUUCCAGCAGCUGCUUGAAGAGACUGUGUGGAAACCACUAGACCUGCCGGCACUGGUGACAGAAAAUAUUCCUGACCCCCCUGACAGAACCUUCUGGAAAGCUGCUCUCCUCUUACCCAGCUAUCACGAGUGUGUCGCCAGCUUGGCAGACAGGAUCCUUACAGACUGGCUGGAGGUAAAGAUGGGUGGAGACAAGGCAUCAGAGGUCAGGGAGGAGAAGCUAGACGGGACGUUGCAAACCCUCUGUGUCAUUAAUACAUUGCAGGAGAAGGAAGAACAAACUCACAAAGUCCACAUUACAAUCAAGGCGUCCCGAGGCCUGCUGACUGAACACAGCCUGUCCCAAAUUGAGGAGAGCUGUGAGCUGAAUGGAACAGGAGCUCUCAUUAUGUUGCUUCCCUCUCUGCCUGUCAUUGAGUCUGAGCAGGAUGUGCCUCUGCUAUCAGCCCUGCUUCAGCUCAAACAGCUCCAACAAGCCAACACCUGGCACAACCCGCUGCCUCUGGUUGUACUGGUCCCAGGAGCUGCCAGUGGUGCUGCUGAUGUGCAGAAACUUGAAGAAGCUCUUAUGCUGCAAACACUAGUGAAGGAAGGUGUGGUGUCUGACUACACGUUCUUCUUCAUACCAGAGACCAUCACUGACCUACAGGGAUCCAAGCAGUUAAACCAGGCCAUACGUUGGCUGCUGGCUCACGCUCCACCACCCUUCACACUCUCCUGCCAGACCUUGGUCCAACUCGUGGAGGGCAGUUUAAGCCGCGAGUUCAGUUCCAGAGUCUACGCCCACAGACAGGAGCGGGCCACUGCGUGUCUUCCCUCCCAGGACCCUGCACCUGUCAUCCAGCUGUACAAUUCUGUCCUGGCCCACAUUGCUGACAGAGUCUCAUCACAGGAGCUCUGCAGACUCUCAUGGCCCCCAGGCGAAUUCUAUAUGCCCGAUACACGUCCAUUUGUUCCUCAUCUGGGUUGGAACUCUUCUCAGCACCUGGACUGGCUACGCAAAGCCAUCCUCAGCCUGCAGCUGCCACAGUGGGAGCCAAUAUCUUCUACUGAGUGGACUGAAGUGUGCUCCUCUAUAUUUCAAUACGCUACUCUGAUCCCAGUCUCGAGGCUUAGCCAGCCUCUUCUAAUGUCACAACUGGAGAACCUUCUGGAACGAGUCAGGCUCAAGGCUCACUGCAAUGGAACCCACAGAUCCAAGGCAUCCAGUGGAAACUGGGGCAAUGAGGAUUGGGUUCAUCCAUCAUGUAGUCACAUCCCCUGGGAUGACGUGUUGGUGAUUUGCAUAGACCACAAGCUGAAAGACUGGCAGAUAUCUGAGUCACCUGUAUGUGAAGAUGCUGUCACAGAGGAUGGAGAGAUCCUAGUGUAUUUCCCCACAGGCACACUGCAGGAUUUCCAGCCUCCUCAGGAAUGGGUCCAGGCCAUCAGACAAACACACAGGGAGAAACAACAGGAAAAGCAAUGCUUCACUGCAAGUGCAGCGUCUUGCGUUACGCCCAGCAGUCUGUCCCUCAGGCAGAGGCUGUUUCCAAGUCUGCUUGAGCCUUGCAAGGCCCCGGAGGCUCCACUAGACAUAACACACACACCCACAGUGCAAGAGCUCCUUGUCCACAAAGUCCUUCAGAGAUUAGAGGAGGAGAAGGCUGAAAGCAGGAGGAGCACAGAGCAGCUUCAGUGUUGGCUGAAUGGAGACCCCUUGGACCAGUUGUCCACACCGCUGUUCAUCCCGUCUUCCACCCUGCUGUCCAUGCCUACAGCUGUAAGACAAAGCUCUGCAGCCAAGACUAGGGAUGCCACACCUGCACAGCCUGAACAUCUGUCAGAGGUCCGGCUUAAAGCCUCUCCUGCAUCCAUGACAUGGCGAAUAAAGGAACUGGAGCGACAGAUUUUGGCAAGUCAGGAGGAAGAACAGGCCUGUCGACUAAAGCUGAGUGGGUUGCUGAGCAUUGUUGACGACUGAUAAAGAAAUCUUAGGUCAUGUUGAGUGAGCAGUGAAAUCGAGUUUGUGUUAUGUUUUUGAUUUUAUAAAGAUUUUAAAAUGUAUGUCAUAUUACUUUUACAAAAAUCUGCAAAACUUGCUCUUGUUUAUUUUUGUUUGUUUAUAAUUCAGUUAUCCAGAUUGCAUGUGAAUUAUGUAUGAAUUGCAUUUGAGAUUUUGUUGCAUUGAGGUUGCUGUUGUUGUUUUUUUUAUCAAAUGUUGAAUAAAGGUUUUAACUUUUCUGUUCA
Betta splendens (Siamese fighting fish) is the source of this 6792-nucleotide messenger RNA. It is a transcript of the gene mcm3ap, whose product is annotated as minichromosome maintenance complex component 3 associated protein. Gene Ontology annotation, cellular component: cytoplasm; transcription export complex 2; nucleus. Gene Ontology annotation, molecular function: RNA binding. The record is from RefSeq and is a predicted model, not a curated record. Lineage: Eukaryota; Metazoa; Chordata; Actinopteri; Anabantiformes; Osphronemidae. Gene Ontology annotation, biological process: mRNA export from nucleus.